AUGCCUCAAAACGAGCAUAUUGAAGAGCACAUCAAGCGACAUGGUCGUCGUCUCGAUUACGAGGAGAGAAAACGUAAGAGAGAGGCACGUCAAGCUCACAAGGCUUCACAAUAUGCUCAAAAGGUGCAUGGUCUUAAGGCCAAGAUGCUGAACAAGAAGCGUCAUGCUGAAAAGAUCCAAAUGAAGAAGACCAUCAAACAACAUGAGGAGAAGAAUGCCAAGCAAAAGUCAGCCGAUGCUAUUCCUGAAGGUGCUGUGCCCACCUAUCUUUUGGAUCGUGAGGGUGAAGAUCGUGCAAAGAUUUUGAGUAAUAUGGUCAAGCAGAAGCGUAAGGAGAAGGCUGGUAAAUGGUCCGUUCCCUUGCCUACUGUGCGUGGUAUGGCAGAAGACGAGAUGUUCAAGGUUGUAAAGACUGGUAAACACAAGACAAAGCAAUGGAAGCGUUUGGUCACAAAGGCUACCUUUGUUGGUGAGGGCUUUACUCGUAAACCACCAAAGUAUGAACGUUUUGUUCGUCCCAUGGGUUUGCGUUAUAAGAAGGCACAUGUUACACAUCCGGAAUUGAAGGCUACUUUUUGUCUGCCCAUCAUUGGUGUCAAGAAGAAUCCUCAAUCCCCUCUUUAUACCCAACUUGGUGUCAUUACAAAGGGUACUGUACUCGAAGUCAAUGUCUCUGAAUUGGGUUUGGUUACUACAGGUGGCAAAGUUGUUUGGGGUAAAUAUGCUCAAGUAACUAAUAAUCCAGAAAACGAUGGCUGUAUCAAUGCCGUUCUACUAGUCUAA
Mucor velutinosus is the source of this 783-nucleotide messenger RNA. RefSeq names its product Dynamin-like GTPase that mediates homotypic ER fusion. Bases 1 to 783 code for a protein of 260 amino acids. NCBI's taxonomy places the organism in Eukaryota, Fungi, Mucoromycota, Mucoromycetes, Mucorales, Mucoraceae. Gene Ontology annotation, cellular component: preribosome, large subunit precursor; nucleolus. The record is from RefSeq and is a predicted model, not a curated record. The transcript is spliced from 4 exons. Gene Ontology annotation, biological process: maturation of LSU-rRNA; maturation of 5.8S rRNA.